GGACCCGCGGCGCCCCAGAGGAACACGAGUGAGCCGGGUUCGACGCAUGGCUCUGGGUGCGAGCCAUGGACGCCUUCAUCCGCUUCGCCAACCAGAGCCAGGGCCGGGACCGACUUUUCAGAGCCACUCAACACGCAUGCAUGUUGCUUAGAUAUUUGUUAGAGUCUAAAGCUGGCAAAGAGGCUGUGGUAAUGAAGCUCAAGAAUCUGGAGUCCAGUGUGAGCACUGGCCGUAAAUGGUUCAGACUAGGCAACGUGGUCCACGCCAUCCAGGCAACUGAACAGAGCAUCCAAGUCACAGAGCUCGUGCCCCGCUUCUGCCUUACGCUAGCCAAUCUGAACCGCGUGAUUUAUUACAUCUGUGACACUGUCCUCUGGGUGAAGAGUGUGGGCCUCACCUCUGGAGUCAACAGAGAGAAAUGGCAAGUGUGGGCAGCCCGCCACUACUACUACUUCCUCCUGCUGAGCCUGAUCCGGGAUCUGUAUGAAAUCGUGCUGCAGAUGGAGCGGGUUGCCCGUGACAGGGCAAAGAGGGAGACAUCACCCCAGGACCCUCCUGGGUACAGUGUGGCCAAUGAAGAAACCGAAUGGUUCCAGUCCCUUCUCCUGCUCUUAUUCCGAUCUCUGAAGCGGCACCCCCCCUUGCUCCUAGACACGGUGAAGAACUUCUGUGACAUCCUCAUCCCUUUGAACCAGCUCGGGAUCUACAAGUCCAAUCUUGGCAUCGUAGGACUUGGAGGUCUUGUGUCCUCGGUGGCCGGCCUCAUCACUGUAGUGUAUCCUCAGCUGAAACUGAAGACCCGCUAGUGUUUGGAGGCUUUAAAGCUGACAGCUCAGUGGAACAAGGUUUUACUAGGCUUAAGGUUUUUUAUUUUUGGAGCUGAGGACCGAACCUAGGGCCUUGUGCUUGC
This is a messenger RNA of Onychomys torridus (southern grasshopper mouse), 910 nucleotides long. RefSeq names its product peroxisomal biogenesis factor 11 alpha (gene Pex11a). Bases 66 to 806 code for a protein of 246 amino acids. Gene Ontology annotation, cellular component: peroxisomal membrane. NCBI's taxonomy places the organism in Eukaryota, Metazoa, Chordata, Mammalia, Rodentia, Cricetidae. Gene Ontology annotation, biological process: regulation of peroxisome size; peroxisome fission. The record is from RefSeq and is a predicted model, not a curated record. The transcript has 3 exons.